This is a messenger RNA of Suillus clintonianus, 465 nucleotides long. RefSeq lists its product as uncharacterized. The transcript has 4 exons. Lineage: Eukaryota; Fungi; Basidiomycota; Agaricomycetes; Boletales; Suillaceae. The record is from RefSeq and is a predicted model, not a curated record. Bases 1 to 465 code for a protein of 154 amino acids.
AUGCUGGUGCCCAUCUGGCCUGCGCCGAGGACGCCUAGUCGUUUGACUCUGUGGGCGAUAAACGUUGUGGUUGAGUUGAGAGGUGAACCCGAAAAAGAAACAUUGUGCGCUCACUACGUCCAAACUACGUCUGAAAUAAUCUCGCAUAUCAAAACACACGAUCACGAUUCACAAUGGGCCCCCAAGCCUGAUAUGCUGGCAAGACAGGCGGAGAUGGAGAAGAUGAUGGUAGAACUGGGCGGCAAGGGCAGCAAGGGAAGAAAGGGCUUCACAGAACGCCGGAUUAGCGGAGGUGGCCCAGGUGGGGGCGGCAGCAAACGUCCGAGGACGACUAGUGGCGAAGUGGCGCGCAGUUUUGAGGAGAUUGGGUUGGGGGCGGGAGGAUUAGGUGGGGCGGCAGCAAACGUCCGAGGACGACUAGUGCGCGCAGUUUUGAGGAGAUUGGGUUGGGGGCGGGAGGAUUAA